UUCAGUGACGAAAUCUACUACUCUGACCACUACCACGACGACCAGUUCGAAUACCGGCAUGUGUCGAUACCCGAGGGCCUGCGGAAAUACCUGCCGAAGCCGCCGCGGCUGAUGAGCGAGGACGAGUGGCGAGCCCUGGGCGUGCGCCAGUCGCCUGGCUGGGAGCACUAUAUGGUUCACGUCCCGGAGCCGCAUGUGCUGCUUUUCAAGCGCGAAAAGGACUACCAGCAGAAAUACCCGAAUGGCAAGCCGUCGGUGCUGCGCUAG
Molecule: messenger RNA, 267 nt
Organism: Linderina pennispora
Lineage: Eukaryota; Fungi; Kickxellomycota; Kickxellomycetes; Kickxellales; Kickxellaceae
Product: cyclin-dependent kinases regulatory subunit 1
Exons: 2
Biological process (GO): regulation of mitotic cell cycle
Cellular component (GO): SCF ubiquitin ligase complex; cyclin-dependent protein kinase holoenzyme complex
Molecular function (GO): histone binding; ubiquitin binding; cyclin-dependent protein serine/threonine kinase activator activity
Source: RefSeq, a predicted model, not a curated record